GGCUUCAUCCUGCAUCACCACCGGGGCUGGAGGGCUCCUCUCUCUCUCUCUCUCUCUCUCUCUCUCUCUCUCUCUCUCUCUCUCUCUGCCGGCCUGCGGAGCCUCCGUAUGGGCUCACCAUGCGUAGGAUACGGGCCAACGCCAUCGCCAUCCUGACCGUCGCCUGGAUCCUGGGGACGUUUUAUUACCUGUGGCAGGACAACAAGCCGCAGUCUUCAUCGUCACCGUCGUCGUCCGCGUUGCAGACCCGAGGAAGAGGAGGUGGAGGAGGAGGAGGUGGAGGUGGAGGUGGAGGUGUCCAGAAGGUGAUCCCAGGACGGCUGGAGAUCCACCGGGACGACAGGACCAUCCCACUGAUAGUGACCCAGCCCCCGCGGGCCGAGCAGCAGAGCCAGCUGCUGGGCGGCUUCGAUGAGAAGGCUUACCUGGCGGGGAAGCAGCUGAAGCCGGGGGACGACCCCUACAGAGAACACGCCUUCAACCUGCAGGAGAGCGACCGGCUGGGCAGCGAGCGAGCCAUCAGAGACACCCGACACUACAGGUGUGCCUCUCUGAACUAUGACACAGACCUUCCCUCCACGAGUGUCAUCAUCACUUUCCACAAUGAGGCUCGCUCUACUCUCCUUCGCACCAUCAAAAGUGUCCUGAUGCGAAGUCCUCCAUCUCUGAUCCAAGAAAUAAUCUUGAUCGAUGACUUCAGCUCUGACCCUGAGGACUGCCAGCUGCUCUCUCAGAUCCCCAAAGUGCGCUGCCUGAGGAACGGCAGGAGAGAGGGUCUGAUCCGAUCACGUGUGCGUGGAGCCAACACGGCCUCCGCCUCCAUCUUGACCUUCUUGGACAGCCACUGCGAAGUCAACGCUGAUUGGCUGCAGCCGAUGAUCCAGAGAGUGAAGGAGGACCAUACGCGAGUCGUCAGCCCCAUCAUUGAUGUCAUCAGCCUGGAUAACUUCGCCUAUUUGGCUGCCUCUGCUGACUUGAGAGGAGGGUUUGACUGGAGUCUCCACUUCAAAUGGGAGCAGAUUCCCAUCGAGCAGAAGAUGGCGAGGAGCGACCCCACACAGGCAAUCAGGACUCCAGUCAUCGCUGGUGGGAUCUUCGUCAUGGACAAGAGCUGGUUCAACCACCUGGGCCAGUAUGACACCCACAUGGACAUCUGGGGAGGGGAGAACUUUGAGCUUUCUUUCCGGGUGUGGAUGUGCGGAGGAAGCCUGGAGAUUCUUCCCUGCAGCCGCGUGGGUCACGUGUUCAGGAAACGGCACCCGUACGACUUCCCAGAAGGCAAUGCUCUCACCUACAUUAAGAACACCCGGCGGGCUGCAGAGGUUUGGAUGGACGAGUAUAAACAGUACUACUACUCCGCCAGGCCGUCGGCACAGGGCAAGGCGUUCGGCAGCAUCUCAGACCGUCUGACACUGCGGCGCAAGUUGAACUGCAAACCUUUCCGCUGGUACAUGGAGAACGUCUAUCCUGAGCUGAGGGUCCCUGAGCAGGAAGCGGUGUCCAGUGUGCUGAGACAAGGCGGCUUGUGUCUGGAGUCCCGUGGGACAGACGUCCUCGGCCUGGCAGAGUGCAGGGGCAUCGGAGCCAUCAGGCCGCAGUCGCAGAGAUGGGAGCUAAUAGAGCCACUGAUCCGGCAGCAGGACCUCUGCCUGGCCAUUUCAGCCUUCACAGCGGGGUCAAAGGUCAAGAUGGAGAGCUGCAAUAAUAAAGAGCCCAGACAGAAGUGGAAGCCUAAAGGCACGGCUCUGCAGCACAUGGUCAGCGGCCUCUGUCUGGACAGCCAGACGCCGUCGGGCCCUCUGGUCAUCACGCAGUGUCGCCCCCAGAUGGCCAGCCAGACCUGGGAGCCGCAAAUAAUCACCUGAGCCACGGAGGUCGGCGGGGAGGGAAAGGGGGAGCAGAUUCUGGACCCGGCCCGUAGGAGGGAGACUCGUAUGGAUCACAUCUGCACGCUGCGUGAACGGAUCGUAGUGACUGUACAUUUGUGAUGUCAUCUUCAAAGCUCGUGCUCUCUGGUGACAAGAGCGACGCUGAAAGACAUUUGAAGGCCUCGUCGAGAGAAACAUCUUAUCUCUGUACAGUUCUCCAUCCUUUGAGGAAGCUGCAGUUCUUCUACGUAAUCUAAGCUUCUCACUGAAAACAUUCUUUUUUCAUUUCUGUCUCUAUCCUGGUCAGCAGUUUGCUUAUAUUUGGAGUAGUGCGGAUCGCCUCAACACAAACGAGUGCAUACUUCUGAUGGCUGUGAGGACCAGGGCAGCUUUAUGUAUAGCCAAGUAAAGUCUGAGAGCUUCUGUUUUCUUUAUUAUUUCUGAGCGCACCAUGCAAAGCACUGUCAGGAACAUUAUUUAUUGUUUUGCAUGGUCAGACCCAAAGAAUGUUUUUUUUUCUUUUUCUGUCUCUCUACAAAGUUUUAUGUAAAUAUUUGAAGCAGAUAUUGGCUUGGUUCUUUUGUGUCAAGUACUCUAUAUGUUGUUUGAAAAAUAAAAUGUGGUC
Anoplopoma fimbria (sablefish) is the source of this 2493-nucleotide messenger RNA. It is a transcript of the gene galnt16, whose product is annotated as UDP-N-acetyl-alpha-D-galactosamine:polypeptide N-acetylgalactosaminyltransferase 16. Gene Ontology annotation, cellular component: Golgi apparatus. Lineage: Eukaryota; Metazoa; Chordata; Actinopteri; Perciformes; Anoplopomatidae. The record is from RefSeq and is a predicted model, not a curated record. The transcript is spliced from 15 exons. Bases 120 to 1865 code for a protein of 581 amino acids.